UCUAAUAUACGUUAAAAAAAUUUAACGACAUGCUUAGAUAAUUCUACUUUUAAUGUUUUUUCAAUUAUUUAUUAUUAUCAAGAUAUUUUAUUGGUGAAAAAAGAAGAUAUUUUCAUAAAUAGUUUUACCAUGGGUCUAUAAAUAAUCUAAAGAAUCCCCUGACACACACUCAACACCCAUCAUUACUAAAUCAACAAAAAGAAAAGGAUGUGGGAUGAAACUGUUGCUGGACCUAAGCCGGAGCAUGGCCUUGGCCGUCUCCGCAAUAAAGUCACCGCUCAACCCAUAGACAUCAAAGGUAUUGGAGAAGGGAGCAGCAGUAAGACUGCCCCGGCGGCGGGGAGUCCGGGAACUCCGACGACUCCAGGGUCGGCACGUAAGGAGAACGUGUGGAGGAGUGUGUUUCAUCCAGGAAGUAACAUAGCCACCAGGGGAAUGGGCACUAACCUCUUUGACAAGCCUUCUCACCCCAACUCUCCCACCGUAUACGACUGGCUGUACAGUGACGAUACCAGGAGCAAGCACCGUUGAAGCGAGAGGGUGGAGUGACAUGCUGGUGAUGUAAAAAAUGUGUGUUUUUCUUGAAUUUGCAACUUUUUUCUUUCUUGUUGUGAGUGACCGUUCGAUCUCCAUUAUCUGUGAUGGUUUUUAACGGUGGCGAGGCGUCCUCUUGUCUUUUGUAAUGUUUGUACUAUUCGGUAAUUGAUAUAUUUCUUUUUUGGUAAAAGUAAUUGAUAUAUUAAACUUUUAGCUUCUAAUGAUUUAAAUAACUUAACUAUGGUUAACA
This is a messenger RNA of Eruca vesicaria subsp. sativa (arugula), 787 nucleotides long. The record is from the annotation of a GenBank genome assembly. Lineage: Eukaryota; Viridiplantae; Streptophyta; Magnoliopsida; Brassicales; Brassicaceae.